UGGCGACGUACGCACGAUGUGUACGGUCGGUAGUUGACGGUGCGCUGCAGUGACGUGAAGCCAGCUUGUGUAACUUCUGUCGGAAGCUCUUCAGUAAGUCUGCCGACAGCACCAGAGACAAGGUUAAAAUGCUGUGUUCUGCUCUUGCGAAAAGGCUGGUAACAGGGGUGUGCCAGGCAGCAUGGAGACCAGCGGUCACAGGGCUGGUAUCAUCUCGUGGUUACAAAGGAGACGCUCCUGACGACACCAGGGGUGAUCUGAUUGAGAUUCCUCUGCCCCCCUGGGAGCAGAAGCUGGACGAGCCCACUGACAUCAAGAGACGCAGACUUCUCUAUGAGAGUCGUAAGAGGGGCAUGUUGGAGAACUGCAUAUUGCUCAGCCUUUUUGCAAAGCGAUACCUGAACACAAUGAGUGAGAUCCAGCUGCAGCAGUAUGACAGACUAAUUAAUGAACCAAGCAAUGACUGGGACAUCUACUACUGGGCAACAGAAGCUCAGCCCACGCCUGACGUUUACCAAGGAGAGGUCAUGGAUAUGCUGAAGGAGUUCACAAAGAACCGCAACCAAGAACAGAGGCUGGAUGCACCCAGCUUGGAGUACCUGGAAAAAGAAAGCCAGUGAGGUCCUUGGCCCUCCAGACCUCAGAGACACAUUGAAGGAGGUGUAUUGAGUGAAUAUGAGUGCAUUAAGCCUCCAGAAAAAAAUCCUCCCAAAGUCAGCAGAGCUGCUUCAGUUACCCACAGCUGUAUCUACAAAACACAGUGGAGUGAAGAACAUUUGGGGUACAUAUGUAUCUAAUGCUGUCCAGCUGUUUCCAUGAAAUAAUGCAGCCAUAAACGGCGGGUUCCACCAUGCCAUCUGUGUACUUGGUCAUUAUAGGGAGAGAGGAAUUCAAUAAAAUGGAGGGAAGUCUGAUGCAAUUCAACAUGAGGGAGGUGUUCUGAAUAUUUGUACAUAUUCAUCCAGGUCUGUAAAUUCAAGCAUCUCAGUGUGUGAGAGUCUUAUUAAGCCAGCUUUGAUAAAUGCACACAAGCUGAUCUGUGCGAUGCUUUCGCUGUGCCUGUUCCAGACAUUAUGGGUUAUUUAAUAAAUGUUCAUGCUCUA
Acanthochromis polyacanthus (spiny chromis) is the source of this 1103-nucleotide messenger RNA. RefSeq names its product succinate dehydrogenase complex assembly factor 2 (gene sdhaf2). Gene Ontology annotation, cellular component: mitochondrion. Gene Ontology annotation, biological process: protein-FAD linkage; tricarboxylic acid cycle; mitochondrial electron transport, succinate to ubiquinone. NCBI's taxonomy places the organism in Eukaryota, Metazoa, Chordata, Actinopteri, Pomacentridae. The transcript is spliced from 4 exons. The record is from RefSeq and is a predicted model, not a curated record. The coding region runs from base 129 to 620 and encodes 163 amino acids.